AUGAGACAGUUCCUCAGACGCCCAUUCGCCUCGCUCAGGGAACCCCUUUCGUUCUCCCCGGGGCCCCUUCUCCCAAAAGAAAAGCUGAUCGACGAAGAGGUCUAUGCAGGCUACAAUUCCAAGAGCUACUAUCCAGCAAAGGCCGGAGAGGUUCUCGACAAUCGCUAUCAACUCGUCGUCAAAGUUGGCUGGGGCGUCUCCUCGACCGUAUGGUUCGCUCUUGACAUGCGAGGAUGCGAAGAUGACCCGAGGCAGAUCGUCGCAUUGAAGAUAGGCAACACCAAAGAGGGCAAGAAUGAGUAUGAGAUCGAGGAGCACAUCGCACAGGCAGACCCAUCCGCCCGAGGCCUCGGUCUUCUCCGGACUUCGUCAGAGCGCUUCGAAAUAACCGGCCCAGAGGGCACACACAUAUGUCUUGCAUACGAGCCCAUGAGGGAGCCAUUCUGGCUCUUCCGCAGGCGCUUCGUAGGCGACAAGAUUCCCCUCCCCGUCAUAAAAGCAUACGUGCGUCUUCUGCUCGAGGGCCUGGAUUACCUGCAUACCAAAUGCAUGGUUGCCCAUACUGACCUGAAGUUGGAGAAUAUUAUGGUCGACUUCGAAGACCCAGACGUGCUUUUGGACUUCAUGAGUACCCACCUGAACCAGCCCAUGUCGUACAAAAUCGACUCCACGGGCCGAUCGGUCUAUCGCCGCUGCAAUGACUUCGGACCCCUGCGGGCAGUAAGCAACGCACCCCGGAUCGUGGAUUUCGGGCAGUCCGAUAGAUUCUACCAAGAGAACGAGCUGGGGAUUUAUCCCAUUCAAGCGAACCACUAUCGUGCACCGGAGGUUAUCCUUGGCUGCGGGUGGAGGAUGCCCGUUGAUAUCUGGAGCUUGGGGGCUCUCCUCUGGGAUAUAAUCCACGGCGACGAACUAUUCCGCCAAGUCCACGAUUCCGAGUGUCGGUAUACCGCCAACGCGCAUCUCGCAGAAAUGAUAGCCUUGCUGGGCCCCCCUCCUCCCAAGAUGAUCACUCGAUACCACUCAAUGCGGGAGCUCAAGUGGCCCAAAGCUGCAACGUUCAAUGGCCAGGGUCCACUUUGUCAGACUACAGAGGAGUGUUUCGGGGGCCCGUUCUUUGACGAAGAUGGCAAGUUUUUGUAUGAGGAGCUGAUCCCGGAUCGAAAGCUCGAAGACACGAUAACUUUCCUGGAGGAGGAGGAGCGAGAGGGCUUCUUGUCGUUUGUCGGGAAGAUGCUGGUUUGGCAUCCGAGUGAUAGAGCCACGGCGGCAGAGUUGAUGGAGCAUCCGUUUCUUGACGUGAAAUAGUGUAUGUAUAUGGCUGGGUGGUGAUGCACGGUCUAGGGUCUGCAUGGCUGGCGUGGACUGUGCUUGUAUUAUAGUGAACCUACAUAUCUC
Messenger RNA from Aspergillus heteromorphus CBS 117.55, 1398 nucleotides. Its product is annotated as protein kinase. Bases 1 to 1308 code for a protein of 435 amino acids. The record is from RefSeq and is a predicted model, not a curated record. The transcript has 5 exons. Gene Ontology annotation, biological process: protein phosphorylation. Gene Ontology annotation, molecular function: ATP binding; protein kinase activity. NCBI's taxonomy places the organism in Eukaryota, Fungi, Ascomycota, Eurotiomycetes, Eurotiales, Aspergillaceae.